Messenger RNA from Myxocyprinus asiaticus (Chinese sucker), 4902 nucleotides. Its product is annotated as SH3-containing GRB2-like protein 3-interacting protein 1. Gene Ontology annotation, cellular component: plasma membrane; cytoplasm; endosome. The transcript has 23 exons. Bases 229 to 2781 code for a protein of 850 amino acids. Gene Ontology annotation, molecular function: phospholipid binding. Gene Ontology annotation, biological process: plasma membrane tubulation; cytoskeleton organization; regulation of endocytosis. The record is from RefSeq and is a predicted model, not a curated record. Lineage: Eukaryota; Metazoa; Chordata; Actinopteri; Cypriniformes; Catostomidae.
UCUCAUUCUCCCUUCAUCGGCUGUCCUCAGCAUCUCCGCUGUGAUGAUGGCAUGUGUGGAUGCUGAUGCGGCGGUGCCCGGGGCCUAACCGACCGGUUAACGGGAAACCCGAGAGACGAGGACGUGCGGGUUGGCCAUUAUGCACCUUUCCUUUAACAGCCGGAUAACUGCUGUUUCUCGUGUCAGUCUGUUUGCUCGCGUGAAACUGAGGAAUGAAGUGCUGCAACCAUGAUGCAAGGAUUGAAAAAGCGUACCCGAAAGGCCUUCGGGAUACGGAAGAGAGAAAAGGACACUGACACCACGGGAUCACCAGACAAAGAGAAAUCUAAAAAAGCCAAUGGUGCACGCAAUGGUUUCUAUGGUGAGAUCGACUGGGAUCGAUAUAACUCUCCUGAUGUGGAUGAUGAGGGCUACAGCGUUAAACCCGGAGAACAAGGAGGAACAGCUCCAAAAGUCCAAAAAAUGUUGUGCUCCUCCAGUGAGUCAGAGGGUGAGGAGGAACAUGAGAAGAAAUUUAAGAUCAAGAUCAAGCCCCUGGCAGCAAAUAGUGGCAGCUGUACAGUGUCCACUAUGGAUGAGCUGAAGGCCUCAGUGGGGACGUUGGCAAUCUCUCCUUCUCCUCUGAGAAAGAGUCCGAGGCGAAGUCCAUGUCCGAUGAAACGAAAUCUGUCAAGUGAGGAGAUUGCCAGACCAAGGCGAUCUACUCCAACACCCACCACAACCCCAGGGCCUGGUUCAGAGACACCCAGAGAAAACACAUCAGCGUUCUUCAGUCCACCAUUUGAGACCAAUUUUGAAGCACACAACUCAGAAGUGUUUACGGUUGAGCCGGAGCUCUGGUCUCAGACUGCCUCUCUCUCUACCGCUGCUCUGAGCAGAUCUCUUCCCACUGGAGCUCCGCCUCCACUUCCUCCAAAGAAUGUGCCUGUUACUCCGCCUGGACGCAGUUCUAGUUCUUUAGGAUCCUCUGGUUAUUAUAGUGUGGUUCCUAGUGUCAGAGGAGACGGCUCAGCCUCGGCCUAUCAGGAUGCUCUGUUAUCAGACCCAGCAGGAGGGGUGUCUAUUCCUAUCCUGGACAAUGUUUUUGGACCUGUUGAAACCCCCAAGUCUGGUUUAGACAUGGUGCAGUGUACCUGGGUGAGCUUCACUGAAGGCUCAAUAGCCAGACCCCCUCCACCAGAUGAGCCCGCACCAUCUCCACCUCUGGCCUCUUCCUCUGCGGACUCAACCCCAACCUCGCCCCUCAAACUCCCGCCACCCUUCUCAUCCCCCCCACCUCUACACCCUAUCCUGCCUCCAGAUUCACCUCCUCCACCCCCACCCACAGAGUCCCCCCUGAGCCCCCCGAUCCUUCCCAGCUGCUUUCAGCUGCCAGAGUCAGACCUCGUCCAGGAGGCGCCCGUUACCCCCACCAGCCCUGGACUACCCUUCAUGCCAGCGGAACUCCCUCCAUAUGGAGCCAUACCUUCUCCUCUUGCCUUAAGAGAUAACAGCAGAAGAACGCCUGAGUUGUCUGGGAUGAGAGAGGAGUUUGCUGUGUUUGGCACAUCACCCAAAGACAUCGCAGCAGGAGGGUUCAGGGGAACGCCACCUCCACUGCCUCCUCCUACCUACAGGAGCGUGUUUGGCUCCCCAGGGCCUGGUAGUGGGCCAUCCUCUCCUGCACGGGCUGGCCCUCCUCUGUCUGCUGGUAGCCCAGUCCCACCUCUACCACCAAGACCAUCUUCAAGACCUAAACUACCACCUGGAAAACCAAACCUAGCAGAUUUGGCUCGUCCCUUCAGUCCUCCAAUCCACUCCUGGAGUCCUCCACCCUUUGCUCCUCUGGCCAGAGCAGAGAGCACCUCCUCCAUCUCCUCUGUCACCUCUCUAAGUGCAGCCUCCACACCCACAUUAGGCCGAGAACUCAACUUGCCUGUGUCAGCAUGUUCCAGAGGUCCGAGCCCCCUCACAAUGGGCCCCCAGGACACUCUACCUGUGGCAGCCGCCUUCACAGAGACCGUCAGCGCCUACUUUAAAGGAGCAGAUCCCACUAAGUGUUUGGUGAAGAUCACUGGUGAGAUGGUGCUGUCCUUCCCAGCAGGAAUCACCAGACACUUCUCCACCAAUCCCACCCCACCAGUGCUGACCUUCACCAUCAGCCAGUACAGUCGACUGGAGCAGGUCCUCCCCAACCCACAGCUCAUCUGCUGUGACACCACGCCACCUACAGGUGACUCAAAGGAGUUUUGGAUGAACAUGCCAAACCUAAUGAGUCACUUGAAAAAAGUAGCUGAGCAGAGACCACAGGCCACGUAUUACAAUGUGGACAUGCUCAAGUACCAGGUGUCAGCUGAAGGGAUCCAGUCCACUCCACUGAACCUGGCGGUGAGCUGGCGUGGUGAUGCCAGCAGCACAGACCUCAGGAUAGACUAUAAAUACAACACAGAGGCCAUGCCCACACCCACACCCCUCACCAACAUCCAGUUUAUGGCAGCUGUGGACGGUGGCGUGAACAAACUGCAGGCCAUGCUUCCACCUGCCACCUGGAACCCAGAGACGCAGAAAAUAGCAUGGAAUAUCUCAGAGCUGUCACAGCGGUCUGAAAAUGGAGGGGUGGGCGCUCUACUGGCUCACUUCCAGUUAGCUGAGGGCCCCAGUAAACCAUCACAGCUCACAGUGCAGUUCACUAGUGAGGGCACCACUCUGUCUGGCUGUGAUUUCCAACUUGUAGGUUCAGGCUACAGACUUUCCCUGAUUAAAAAAAGGUUUUCAGCAGGUAAAUAUUUGGCAGACAACUGACUAUCUGCAGCAAAGGCCGGCUGUGUGGACCGUGAGUGGGAUGUUAGGAUGCUCUUUUGGCACUAAAAAGACUUUGGAUUUUUUUUAAUUAAAAUUCCAGAAGUACUGCACUCAGAAUCUCACAUAUAAUGUCUGGUGUACAAUAUCAUCAGUGUGUGUGUGUGUGUGUUUAUGUGUUUGUGUGUUUGUGUGUGUGUGUGUUUGUGUGUUUGUGUGUGUGUGAAUAUUAGCAAAAACUUUUGUGUAUAUGAUACAACUUCAGGACAAAUGCAAUACUUCGACUUUUCCGAUGGCACAUUCUCUCAUUGAGAAAAUGUCUCUCAAGUGACAUUACAUAGUGUUUUAUUUCCUUAUAAAUGCAUAUGAUUUCACAGUAGUUCUGUGCAAGACUUUCAUUCAGAGUUUGAUCUUUCCCAUAUAGUGGCAACAUAUCGAUCCAUGGUUGUACAGAAUACAAGAAUUAAACAAAAAACAUGGAAAGCAACAGUUUAAAUGAUUUUUGCCACCAUUUUUAACUAAAGAAAUAUUAGCGACCAGAUAUUAACAUGAUACUCAAAAAAAAAAACUAUUAAAGAGAAAUACAGAGACACACAGUUACAUUAGUUUCUGUUCGAUAUCAUCGUAAACUGCAUCAGUGUUCAUUUGUUUUUAUAAAUAAAGGCAUGUUAGAAUGCAUCACUUCUGUCUAGUUGGCCGUUGGAUACUCACUUUUUUUUGUUAAUUUAAGUGUUUAAACUUUAAACUCUGAAAUAGUUCAUGCAAAAAGUGAUGCCAAUAUGUUUUGUUUGUUUGUUUGUUUUUUAUGAUUCAUUUAUUAAAUUGAACAUUCUAGGAAAAUGAGACUCCAUUUGUGUCAGAGAUGCAAAAUUCCUUAAAUUGAAAUCAACUUAAGGAAUUAGUCAUAUAUUUUCCGAUUGGUUUUCCACAGUGUGGAUUUUCUUUUCCCAAAAUGUUUUUCCUGUAGCUAUAUUUAAAGAUAAUAUGUAAAAAUGUAAAAAAUAAAAAAUAAAGAAAUUGUUAUACAUGUAUCCAAAUGGAUAUAGAGUUUCUAUGUAUUGUCAUUGAACAAACUUCAUGUCAAGUUAUUGUUAGUAUUUUAAAUUCAUGACCUGCACUUUAUUUUUAUUUAAUUUAAAAUGUUUGUGAUUUAUUAAAUGCCUAGUUAUGUGGUUUGUAAUGGAUUCUGUACACUUACUAGACCGUUUUUUUAUUGUUAAAUAAGAGUUUUUAACUAUGUAUGGAGAAUCUGAAACAUUUUUCACCUCCUUUAUUUUUUUACUAUGUCAGGAUACUAUGUAUUUCCAGCCAUUUCAUCAUGUCUUGAUUUCUGAAGUAUAUAGACCUCUUCACAACACACAUAUGUGGAUCAUUGCCUUUGAAAUUUUGAGAUUAUCCAUAAAGGCAAAUGUGUAGAAAUGUUCACUAGAAAGCCUCAAAUCACUCUAGUUUGUUUUUAAUAAUCUGGUUUUAUUUAAAGGGAUAGUUCACCCAAAAAUUUUUAGAAGAAUAUUUCAGCUCUGUAGGUCCAUACAAUGCAAGUGAAUGGUGACCAGAACUUUAAAGCUCCAAAAAGCACAUAAAGGCAGCAUAAAAGUAUUCCAUAAGACUCCAGUGGUUAAAUCCAUGUCUUCAAAAGAAACAGAUCAUUAUUAAGUUUUUUUUUUUUUUACUAUAAAUUCUCCUCCCUACUCAGUAUGAGGGUGAGUAAAUGAUGAGAGAAUUUUCAUUUUUGGUUGAACUAUCCCUUUAAUUAUUGUAUUAUUCCUUCCAUUAAUUAAGUGUAAUUUAUUCAUUCAUUUCAAUUGUUUGGAGGCCUUACCUGACUUUAAAAGUGGAGGGGUGGACAGACAACUGCUGCUUGUGGAUGGUUCUGGUUGAAACAUGUCUCAUUUUUUAAAACCGUGUUUAUAUUUAUUUUUAUCCCACUGUAUGUGUGAUAUUGUGUUUGUCAGAUAACUUGCAUCUUGUUCAUACAUCAUUCAGAAAAUGGAAUAUGCAAACAUUUCAUGUAUAGAAUAACGUGUCCUCAGAUUUUAAGAGAAUAUAGAGACUGAAAAUGGUAACUAUAUCAAAAGUGAAAAUAAUGUAACAAAAAUAAACUCAAGAAAUUAAUGUUUAACA